This is a messenger RNA of Hypanus sabinus (Atlantic stingray), 6388 nucleotides long. Its product is annotated as TBC1 domain family member 9B. NCBI's taxonomy places the organism in Eukaryota, Metazoa, Chordata, Chondrichthyes, Myliobatiformes, Dasyatidae. The transcript is spliced from 20 exons. Gene Ontology annotation, molecular function: calcium ion binding. The record is from RefSeq and is a predicted model, not a curated record. Bases 91 to 3714 code for a protein of 1207 amino acids.
CACCGUCUCCGCCCCCAGACUGCGGGCGGCCCGGCGAGCGAGGGAGCGAGCGGUGAGGCGCCGAGCCGCGGAGCCGCGCUCCCCGGCACCAUGUGGCUGAGCCCCGAGGAGGUGCUGCUGGCGAACGCGCUGUGGGUGACCGAGCGGGCCAACCCGUUCUUCGUCCUGCAGCGGCGGAAGGGCCACGGCCGCGGCGGCGGUCUCGCCGGGCUUCUGGUGGGGACGCUGGAUGUGGUGUUGGACUCGAGUGCGCGCGUUGCUCCGUAUCGGAUCCUGCAUCAGACCCAGGAGUCCCAGGUGUACUGGAACAUAGCGUGUGGCAGCUCCAGGAAGGAGAUCACGCAGCACUGGGAAUGGCUGGAGGCUAAUCUCCUGCAGACGCUAUCCAUCUUCGAGAAUGAGGAGGAUGUGACCACGUUCGUCAAAGGCAAAGUCCAGGGAAUCCUUGCAGAGGAAAACAAAAACAAGGAGGCCAAAGAGGAGGAAGAUUCUGGAAAGUUCAAGGAAGCGGAGUUGAAAAUGCGGAAGCUCUUUGGAAUGCCGGAGGUGGAGAAGUUGGUGAAUUAUUACUCGUGCAGUUACUGGAAGGGCAGGGUCCCCUGGCAGGGCUGGCUGUACCUCAGCGUGAACCACCUCUGUUUCUACUCUUUCCUGCUGGGGAAGGAAGUGAAGCUGGUGAUCAGGUGGGUGGACGUCACGCAGCUAGAGCGGAACGCCACGCUGCUCUUCCCCGAGUGCAUCAAGGUCAGCACCAGAGACCAGGAGCAUUACCUCUCCAUGUUCCUGAACGUCAGUGAGACCUUCAAGCUGAUGGAGCAGCUGGCCAACAUUGCCAUGCGGCAGCUGCUGGACAACGAGGGCUUCUCCGAGGACAAGUGCCUACCCAAGCCCAAGAGCGCGCUCAGGCACGUCUCUGUGCUCAAGAGGGACCUGGAUGCACGGGCAAAGAACGAGCGUUACCGAUCCACGUUCCGCCUCCCACGGGACGAGCGGUUGGACGGCCACACCGAGUGCACCCUCUGGACCCCCUUCGAUAAGAUGCACAUCAUGGGACAGAUGUUCGUCUCCAAUAACUACAUCUGCUUUGCUAGUAAAGAGGAGGAUGCCUGUAACCUGAUCAUUCCCCUGCGGGAGGUGACCGUUGUUGAGAAAGCCGACAGCUCCAGUGUCCUUCCCAGCCCUCUCUCCAUCAGCACCAAAAGCAAAAUGACCUUCCUCUUUGCCAACCUGAGGGACCGGGAUUUCCUUGUGCAGAGAAUCUCCGACUUCCUGCAGCGAACCCCGUCCGGGAAGCUGGCCCGCAGCCCCAGUAGCCCAGGGGCUCAGGUUUCUCCGGGGCUGGACGAGGCUUCCUCCCCUUGUUCCCUGACGUCGAGUCCAGGGUUGGCACUGGGCAUCAAGCAGUUUCCUUUCGGUGACGGGGAUACCCCCACCGCCAGCCGGCCACUGAUGUCGAUCUUCCGCCAGGAGUCCCCAGAGGAGUUUAAUUCCAAGAUGGCCAAGGAGAAGAUGAAGGAGGAAUCCUGGAACAUACACUUCUUCGAAUUUGGCCGAGGGGUGUGCAUGUAUCGUACGAGCAAGACGCAGGACCUGGUGCUGAAAGGGCUGCCCGAGUCCCUGAGGGGAGAACUGUGGCUCCAGUUCUCAGGGGCCCUGAACGAGAUGCUGACACAUCCUGGGUAUUACACCAGGUUGGUGACUGAGUCCAUGGGCAGGAACACCCUGGCUACUGAGGAGAUUGAGAGAGACCUGCACCGCUCAAUGCCUGAACACCCGGCCUUUCAGAAUGAGCUGGGCAUCGCAGCCCUACGCAGGGUCCUGACAGCCUACGCCUUCCGUAACCCCAACAUCGGCUACUGCCAGGCCAUGAACAUCGUCACAUCUGUUCUCCUCCUGUACUGCAAUGAAGAAGAAGCGUUCUGGCUCUUGGUCGCGCUUUGCGAGCGAAUGCUUCCGGAUUACUACAACACCAGGGUGGUCGGUGCUCUGGUGGAUCAGGGUGUGUUUGAGGACCUCACGCGGGAUCAUCUCCCCCACCUGUACGAUUGGAUGCAGGAACUGGGUGUCAUCAGCACCAUCUCUCUCUCCUGGUUCCUCACCCUCUUCCUCAGCGUCAUGCCCUUCGAGAGUGCCGUCGUCGUCGUCGACUGUUUCUUCUAUGACGGCAUUAAGGUCAUUUUCCAGGUGUCCCUGGCGGUGCUGGAGGCCAACAUGGAGAGGCUGUUGAACUGCUCGGACGAGGGGGAGGCCAUGACCAUACUUGGCAGAUACCUGGACAAUGUCUGCAAUGCACAGUCUGCUUCCCCUCCUAUCCCACACCUGCACGCGAUACUCACCGGUGGCGAUGACCUGCCAUCACAGGUUGACAUCUUUGAACUGAUUAAGGCAUCAUACGAGAAGUUCGGCUCGAUCCGAGCGGAGGCGAUUGAGCAGAUGCGUUUCAAGCAGAGACUGAAGGUGAUUCAAACCCUGGAGGACUCAGCCAAGCGGAGUGUGGUGCGUGCCAUUCUGACGGAUACUGCCUUCAGCAUCGAGGAACUGGAGGAGCUCUACGUGCUUUUCAAGGCCAAGCACAUGACGAGUUGUUACUGGGGCGGCAGCAGCACUGCGGCCGAGAGGCACGACCUUAGCCAGCCAUACCUGGAGCAGUACCGCCUUGACUGUGAGCAGUUCACUGACCUCUUCCAGGCUGUCUCCCCCUGGGCCUGUGGCCAACACUCCCAGGUGCUAGCCGCUCGCUUGUUUCGUCUCCUGGACCAAAACAGGGAUUCGCUCAUCAGCUUCAAGGAGUUCGUCACUGGCCUGAGUGGAAUGUACCACGGUGACCUGGUGGAGAAGCUGAGAGUGUUGUACAGACUGCACCAGCCGCCAGCUAUUUGGCCGGAAGAGGAGUCGGCGCUGGAAGCCACGCGGUUCUUCACCGAAGAGGCACAGAGCAAUAGACCGUACGAUGAGAAGAGUGGUCCUCAGGAUUACCGAUACCACCUGAAUCUGUGGGCACAAGAGAGGGAGAAGCCCAAGGAAAACGUGAAAGAUUUAACCAAGAUGAACCAGGAGCAGUUCAUAGAGAUGUGCAAAACUCUUUACAACAUGUUCAGUGAGGACCCAGCCGAGAGUGAGCUCUACCAUGCCAUCGCAACUGUGGCUACGCUGCUGCUGCAGAUUGGAGAGGUCGGCAAACAGUUCAGCAAUCCUGUGCCCAGGAGAACUCCUGGAAAUGGGGGCAACACACCGUGCGUGGCCCAGGGCAAGGAGCGGAUCUGCACCCCUGAACGGGCAGGGCCCAGGAUUGACCUCCAGGUGGACAUCUUGAGUGAUGCCCUGAGGGAGCAGGUGGAACUUACUGAAGUCGGAGCCAAGGAGAAGGAGGGCUGUUUCGCACCACUGCCCUCCGAGGAGGAGGCGAGGGACGACACGUCCAUGUCCUCCUACUCUGUGGUGAGCUCGGGCUCCCUGCCCUGCGAGGAACUCUCUGAUGACACCGUGCUGGUUAGCUGCGAGCGGCCGGCUGGGUCACAGGGUGUGGCGGAGGCCGACUGGUCCAUUUCCUUCGAGCAGAUCCUGGCCUCGGUGCUAACGGAGCCGGGCCUGGUCCAGUUCUUUGAGAAGCGGGUGGACAUUGGGCCAAAGAUCGCAGCCUGCAAAAGCCAAAGGGCGGUGGAGCGGCAGGUUAGCUCGUCCAGUGAGCAGGAGCUGGGGCUGUCGGCUAGCUGAAUCAGCCCCUCUGCCAUCCUGAGACCUAGAUCUGCACAGGAGCCCCGUUUCCCGGGAUCAUUGUCAUCCUCGAGGUUCCCCCCUCGGGUCUUCAUCAGAAUCCUUCAGCCAGUUCGUUGUGGUUGUUCUCGCUUGGGUCAAAGGCGCGAAUAUAAUGAUCCUUAGCAAAGUACUGAUCUCACCUUGGUUGGUGAAUUCCCUCCACAUCCAUCUGAACUUAAAAUGCACCCUUACUCCUCAACAAAAUCACCUGGAGAUCUGAUUUUGGAGCUUCAAGACAGUAUUCUGUCUCUCAAAGUUGAAUGCAAUGAAAGAAAGCAAUUUAUAUCUGUUUAUAUUAACCCCUCUGUUAUAGCAGUGCUCUAGAAGAUUCCUUCUGACUAUAACUAGUACAGCUUUUGAAUGUACCAACGUGCGUCAGCAGGGACUGUUAAAUCUCACAACUCGGUGAGCUGCGAAGUAGGGACACGACAAACGGCCACGUUACUCCAGAGGAGAGCCAGCUCUGGAUUAACCAGACGUCCACAGAUCCAGAAACCAGCGAAGGAAAGACCGUCUCAGUAUUGUGGGAGUUGAGUUGGGGAUCGGUAUUAACUUGUCAGUGUUAAACAGGCUCAAGUUAGUGAGAUGUGGCUCAGAGAGAGGCAAACUGUGUCUUCAGGGAACAAUUGUGACCAGAAUAUUUCUGCAGUUAUAACCCUUUAGAUGUAAUCAUGGUGAUUGUGGGUGAGUGAAGGAUUAACGCGGGCUGUGUGCCUGUGACCUUUGAGUGACCCGUGCCCAGGAAUGAGUAAAGACAAUUAACUGUGGGGAUGACUCACAUCCAACAUUGUAAUUAGGUUCAAGAUUUCAUGAACAACUCCCCCACACCCACCCAGAAAGAUCUCCACACACACACAUAUACAUACACACACCCCCCACACACCCACCAAUACACCCCCCAUAUACACACCACCACACACACCCACCCAUAUACACACCCCCACACACACACACCCAUAUACACACCCCCACACAAACCCACCAAUACACACACCCAUAUACACACCCCCACACAAACCCACCAAUACACACACCCAUAUACACACCACCACACACACCCACCCAUAUACACACCCCCACCAAUACACACCCCCACACAAACCCACCAAUACACACACACCCAUAUACACACACCCACCCAUAUACAUACCCCACACACACCCACACAUGUACAUACACACCCACCCAUAUACACCCCCCAAUACACACACACCCACCAAUACACACACACCCACCAAUACACACACACCCACCAAUAUACACACCCCCCACACAAACCCACCAAUACACACACACACCCACCCAUAUACACACACCCCCCCACACACACCCACCAAUACACACACACCCCCCACACAAACCCACCAAUACACACACACCCACCCAUAUACACACACCCCCCCACACAAACCCACCAAUACACACACACCCACCCAUAUACACACACCCCCCCACACACACCCACCAAUACACACACACCCCCCACACAAACCCACCCAUAUACAUACACACCCACCCAUAUGCACGCCCCUCAGCACACACACACCCCCACACAAACCCAUCCAUAUGCACACCCCUCACACACAUACACACGCACCCCACACAAACCCACCCAUAUGCACACCCCUCGCACACAUACACACACACCCCAUACAAACCCACCCAUAUGCACACCCCUCAACACACACCCCCCCACACAAACCCACCCAUAUACAUACACACCCACCCAUAUGCACGCCCCUCAGCACACACACACCCCCACACAAACCCACCCAUAUACACACCCCCACACAAACCCAUCCAUAUGCACACCCCUCACACACAUACACACGCACCCCACACAAACCCACCCAUAUACACACCCCCACACAAACCCACCCAUAUACACACCCCCACACAAACCCACCCCUAUGCACACCCCUCACACACAGACACAUGCACCCCACACAAACCCACCCAUAUAAACACCACUCACACACAUACACACCCCCCACACAAACCCACCCAUAUACACACCCACCCAUAUGCACGCCCCUCAGCACACACACACCCCCACACAAACCCACCCAUAUACACACCCCCACACAAACCCAUCCAUAUGCACACCCCUCACACACAUACACACGCACCCCACACAAACCCACCCAUAUACACACCCCCACACAAACCCACCCAUAUACACACCCCCACACAAACCCACCCCUAUGCACACCACUCACACACAUACACACCCCCCACACAAACCCACCCAUAUACACACCCACCCAUAUGCACCCCCUCCCACAGACAUGCACAGUUCCCAACCCUUUGUAUCUUCCCCCUUCACCCUACACACAUUCUCUCACCUCAUCUCUCUCUCUCUUUCUCUCUCUGCCACCACCUCUGUCUCUCUUCCCCCCCCCCGUCUUUCUCUCUUCCUCUCCCUUUCACUACUCACCCAUGCCUGUUUUGCCCUGCUGUGUCCAUCUCAUUCAUAGACUGUCCACACUUACUGCCUCAGUUCUCGUAAUAUGACACAACCCAGGGGACUGCAUGGCCUACCUUACCUGUGCCUCGUAGAGAGAAUGAUUGAGAAAUUGAUUCCUUCUGAUUUGUAAAUAUAUUCAUAAAUUAUAAUCCUUGGCUAAUCAAA